AUGGGAUCCAUUAAUUCUCCCAGCGAGCCAAGACUCGUCAUUGCAUCAAAUCGCUUGCCUCUCUCCGUCAGAAAGACCAAUGGCACUUACGAUGUCGCUCCCUCGAGCGGCGGCCUCGUGAGCGCAUUAAGAGGUCUCAAAGUAGCAGAUUAUGUAUGGCUGGGAUGGCCAGGGCUGGCAGUCAAUAAAAGUCAAAGGCAAGCUGUCGACGAUGAGCUAGCCAGGGAACAUGCAUCUGCCGUGUAUCUUGACGAUGAAUUGGCGAGGGACCACUACAACGGGUUCUCCAAUGCUAUCUUGUGGCCAAUUCUUCACUAUCAACCAGGUAAACAGAUGACGCCCUCUGUAUGGAAUGCCUACAGCCGGGUAAAUGAGAUAUUUGCGGACACAGUUAGCAGUGAAGCCCGAGAUGGUGAUUUGAUCUGGGUGCACGACUAUCAUCUAUUUCUUUUACCGCAAAUGCUGCGGGAUCGCUUGCAGGCACAGAGUAAACACUGUCCUAUAGGCUUCUUCCUACACACGCCGUUCCCGGCGGACGAUUACUGGCGAGGACUUCCUGUCGAGGAGGAGUUGCUCAAGGGUAUUCUGGGAAGCGAUGUCAUCGGAUUCCACACUGAUGAAUACAAGAAGAACUUUGUCACAUCUUGCGACAUUCUGCUGGAUUCCGUACAUGUGAUAAACGACCAUAUCCAGUACAAAGAUCGCUUGAUAAAGACUGGUAGAUACAUUGCAGGCAUCGACUAUGAUAGGUUCACCACUACGCUCCGCGAUGAAAAAGUGAAAGCUCGUAUUAGCGAGUUAGAGUCGCUCUAUGAGGGCAAGAAGGUGAUUAUCGGUGUCGAUCGUCUAGACUACACGAAGGGCUUGACGGAGAAAAUGGAAGGAUUUAGAGUAUUCCUCGAUCAACACCCGGAACUACGGGAUAAGGUCAUACUGAUCCAAAUUGCGAUCCCGAGUCGUGAAGACGUCAAAGAGUAUCAAGACCUUGAGGGAGAGGUGAGCAAGUUGGUGGGUCAGAUCAUUGGAAAACACGCCACACCUCAUUCUACGCCGCUUCUAUACAUUCACCGGUCUGUCUCAUUUGAGGAUCUCACAUCUCUAUACGCAAUUUCCGACGUGUGUUUCUUGACUUCCCGCCGCGAUGGGCUAAACCUGGUGGCCUCUGAAUAUGUCGCAUGCCAGGAUGCGAGAAAUGGCGUCCUCGUCCUGUCCAAAUUCACGGGAGCGGCAAGUUUCCUCAAUCAUGGGAGUGUUCUGUGCAAUCCGUCAAGUGCAGAAGGCCUCUCGGAUGCGCUCUACAAGGCCAUGAUGAUGGGAGGUGAAGAAAGGAGGAGAAAACACAACAUUUUACGUGAUUUUGUCACUGCACAUACAAGGUAA
This is a messenger RNA of Penicillium oxalicum, 1380 nucleotides long. RefSeq names its product trehalose-6-phosphate synthase. NCBI's taxonomy places the organism in Eukaryota, Fungi, Ascomycota, Eurotiomycetes, Eurotiales, Aspergillaceae. Gene Ontology annotation, cellular component: cytosol; alpha,alpha-trehalose-phosphate synthase complex (UDP-forming). The record is from RefSeq and is a predicted model, not a curated record. Gene Ontology annotation, molecular function: catalytic activity. Gene Ontology annotation, biological process: cellular response to heat; trehalose biosynthetic process. The coding region runs from base 1 to 1380 and encodes 459 amino acids. The transcript has 4 exons.